Molecule: messenger RNA, 948 nt
Organism: Brugia pahangi
Lineage: Eukaryota; Metazoa; Nematoda; Chromadorea; Rhabditida; Onchocercidae
Source: the annotation of a GenBank genome assembly
AUGGUGAAACGAGGAGGCGCAAAUGUCGCGGAUGCUGUAAGGCUUAGUAAUGAUUCGGAUGAAUCGCAAGAUGAGGUAGGACUGAUAAGAGAUGACUUAGAGAAUGCUGAGGAAUUGGUUUUCGAUUUUGAAGCUUAUCCCAUAUGUGAUGACGAUAAAGAGGGUCUUGUCAAUAUGCUAACACAGAUCUUCCUUCGUGUCGAUAUUGAUGUGAAACAAAUGGCCGAUAUCUUAGUGGAACAAUCACCAUUUGGCUGCGUUUAUCGCCCUUCUGAAGAAUUUAUGGAUGAAGAUGAUGAGGGUAUUGUAUAUGGUGUAUUGUCGAUGUUAAAACUGGGUACAGAUCAGAAAUUCCAAACAGAUAUUUGGGCUCUACUGAAAGCAAGAGCACAAAAAUAUUCCGUUGAUAAAAAAAUAUCCUCUAUUUUGGAAAAUUUGUCGACUCCAAAAUCGGAUAUUCGUGUUGGCCUGCUAAUCAACGAGAGAUUGCUCCACUUUCCUGCAACUAUUGCUUCCCCUGCUUUCAAGUCGUUGGCGAAUGAUCUGAAAAAGUUUGCUGCACAAUAUCGCUUUUCUCAUGUUGUUUUGAUUUUGAAAAUUCGAAUAGCCGAUAAGGACAGUAAUAAGGAACGAAAUGAAGCAAAUGCUUCCGAUGUACCGAAUAAAAGGAAAAAAUUAACUAAGGCGCAAAAAAAGCGCAUCGCGGCGAGUGCGAUUGCCAACGCCAAAGUUAUUUAUGACAACCGUGAAGAGGAGCUUUUGUUUCAAGGUGGUUUGCAGUUCGACUAUUUCCAGUACCCGGUUCAAUCAGAUGUAGAAAAAGAUUCUAAAUUUGGUUCAGUUGUACGGGAAGGUAUCACUUAUAGACCUUAUAGACGUGUUUGUUUUCUUGAUAGUAGCACAUUUCAUCGAUAUAUUGAGCUUGUUAGUUCAGCAGACAAGCUUUGA